This is a messenger RNA of Carica papaya (papaya), 1321 nucleotides long. Its product is annotated as zinc-finger homeodomain protein 2-like. Gene Ontology annotation, cellular component: nucleus. The record is from RefSeq and is a predicted model, not a curated record. Gene Ontology annotation, molecular function: DNA-binding transcription factor activity; transcription cis-regulatory region binding. Gene Ontology annotation, biological process: regulation of developmental process; regulation of DNA-templated transcription. NCBI's taxonomy places the organism in Eukaryota, Viridiplantae, Streptophyta, Magnoliopsida, Brassicales, Caricaceae.
AGAGAGAGAGAGAGAGAGAGAGAGAGAGAGAGAGAGAGAGAGAGAGAGAGAGAGAGAGAAGAGGGGGAAAUUGAUGACCACCACUCUCUUAAUACUCCUCUUUAUCUUCUCUCCUCCCAAGCUCAAAACGGUGUAGUUUUGGAUUCUAUCUUUAUCGAAUUCUUCGUUUUUCGAUUCUUUUAACCAUCUGUUUUGGUUGCGGGUUGAGGGAUUUUGGAGAGAAUGGAGUUUGAGGAUCAAGAUGAGCAAGAUGAAGAGAUGGGGAUGGGAACUGGUUAUGAGUCGCUCGGUAACUCGACCCGAGUCAAACUGGGGGGUCCGGAGGCGGUGGGGACGGUGACAGGGACGGCUCAUCAGCAGAACAGGAAACCCAGGUACAGGGAGUGUCUGAAGAACCACGCGGUGGGUAUUGGUGGCCACGCCGUGGAUGGUUGCGGCGAGUUCAUGCCGGCGGGGGUGGAGGGUUCUCUCGAUGCUUUGAAAUGCGCUGCUUGUAACUGCCAUCGUAACUUCCACCGUAAGGAGACGGACCGCCAUCGUCUUCGGCGGGUGAGCUCUACCACCCCGCAUCCCCACCAGGUGAUGCCGCAGUUCGCAGCCUAUUACCGGGGACCAUCGGGGUUUUUGCAGGUGGCGGGGGGAGGGCAGCAUCAGAGGCCGCUGGCGCUGCCGUCGACGUCCGGUGGGCAGAGCAGGGAAAGGGAGUUUGACCAAGAGGACAUGUCGAACCCGAUGAGCCUUGGCGGAAGUGGGUCGAGCAGGAAGAGGUUCAGGACCAAGUUCACGCAAGAGCAGAAGGAGAGGAUGCUGGCGCUGGCGGAGAGGUUGGGUUGGAGGAUCCAGAAGCACGACGAGGAGGUGGUGCAGCAGUUCUGCAACGAGACUGGAGUGAAGCGACAUGUGCUCAAGGUGUGGAUGCAUAACAACAAGCACACCCUGGGUAAGAAACCCUAGGUAUCUUUCAUAGUUUAAUGUGUAUAACUUGCAUUUUAUGUGGCUGAAAUCGAUGAGAUCAGGUAGAGCUAUGUCCAGCUUUUGUAGGUAAUGUUGGGUUUCGAGUGGUGGGUCUGACUCUGAUAAGGGUUCUAAUGCUUAGUUUUAGGGUUUUUCUUCCUCUUCUUCUUCUUCAUCCUCUUCUUCUUCAGCUUCCCUUUUUUUUUUUUUUUUUAAUUACUUUCACUCUUUAAUUUCCUUCCGGGAUUACUACUGAAUGUGGGAAUUUAAGAAGUGGCAGCAGUGAUGGUUAUGUUUGGAUGGAUAUUAGUUAAUUAUGAGAACAGCUUACAGUAGAUUUUAAUGUUGAUGGCAAGUAACAUUUCUA